CACCCCCCCCCCCUCGUGUCACCUCGUUGUCCUUCCUCCCAUCAUCACAAACAACAAGACCGACACGAUGCGCCGCCCACCACCGCCCUCGCCCUUCCUAUUCACCCUCACCCUCGCCCUCCUCUUCCUCCUCGUCCUCCCCUUACAGGCGCUGGCCCAGCUGUCCACGACAAACUUUACAAUCUCGGACGCCUCGCCCAUGCUCCAAUGGGAUCCGCCCGUCCUCUCAGUCGCGCAGGCCCAAACCGUGGUCUGGAACCCCUUCCCCCCGCCCCAAUGCAUGAGCCAGUUUGGCUGUCACAACUCGAGCACCCCGGGAUCGAGCGUCAGCCUCACCUUCACCGGCACUGGCGUGUGGUUCCGCGUCUCGGGCCCUGGCCAGAUUACGAUCCAGGUCGAGUCUCACACGCGGACCGUCACUGUGCCGGGUGGCGAUAGCACGUUUGGCAUCUGGGACCUCGGAUACCAGGGGCACACGGCCAAGCUGAGCGUCGUCUCGGGCACCAUCUCCGUCGUCCAAGCCAUUAUCGAGACAGCCGUGGGUGGACCCGGAGCCUCGUCCCUCUUGUCGCAGUCGAAAGCGGUCAAUGAAGACGGAACUUUCAAUACGGCCUUUAAGCUCACGCUCGCCCCCGAUAAGGCCUGGUUCCCCAACACGCCGUGGCCUUGCGCGCCCAACACCAACUGUACAACGUUUUGCUCGACGGGCGCUGCGGGCGGUGCCUGCACCCACUCUGGUGCGGUACUGUCAACAAACACGUCUGGGGCGACACUCCAGUUCACAUCUCCGAAGAACACAUCGCUCAUCAGCAUCAUUGGCAGCGCUGGCAGCCUUAUCGGGCAGUUUAACGUGCAGGUCUCCCCACCGCCGUUCUUUGGCCCAAACCAGUGGGACAACCUCAACCCAUGGAGCAUCACCUUUGGUGUCAUGGUCGACAAUGUCCUCUGGUUUGUUGACGUUGACCCGACAGUCGAGUACACUGUCGACGUGACGUUUGUCGGCGGGUUAGCCGGCCAGCACUGGGACUUUUGGGGAGCCCAGUUCCUACUCAGCUCUGGUGGAACAGGUGCACUGCCCACAAACACGAUCAUCACGUCGUCUACGUCGAGUGCGUCAACACGUGGCACAAGCGGUUCUGAUACAGCGACAGCGGGUAGCCCCGGAGACCCGAACAACACUGCGACGUCGUCCGGCGGGAAGAGUGGGAACAGUGUCCCAGUUGCGGCAGUGGCAGGUGGUGUGGCCGGCGGUGUCGUCGUCAUCAUCAUCCUAGUCAUUCUCAUCUUGCGUGUGAGGAAGCGCGAGAAGGCCGCCCGUACUCUGCUCGCGCACUUCACCGUCGACAACUCGCCUCCAGAGCCGUCUCCUCGCGAGGAUGGUCCCGAACCCAUGAUGCAGGUCCGCCGGAACAACUCGUCUGGCAUCGACCUGCUCUCAAACCACGGCCGCAACCGCAGCUCGGUCGACACGCUGGCCCUGUCGCCCAACCUCGCACCACUUACCAUCAACGCGAGUGGCACCGACGCGGUCAUCACCCCGCUCGUCCUGUCCGGUGUGCGCACCGGCACCGACCUCCCCAUCAAGCGCAACCGCUCGUCCAAGGCCGAUAUGGCCAACCUCCGCUGGUCGGCAGGCACGUCAAUGACCUUUGAGUCGGAAGACGCGGGCGGCGCUGGACGUCCGCCUUCGGAGAGGGGGGCUGCUGCGUCGCCCCGUUCGAGCAUGGUCGAGUCGACGUCGAUGCCCCCGACCGUUACCGGCCCAAGGCAGAGCGUCCAGGUUGUUCAGCAGGACGAGAGCAAGCAGCCGAGACACCAGACGGCGCGGGUGGUGGACCCAGACGAGUACGAGCAGGAGCAGGACGCUGGACCUGUCGGUGGACGCCGUGCCGUGCCACCACGAUACGACCCGUCGUGGGCUUCGGACCUCGAGUACGGCGGUCUUGCCAUGUCGCCGCUGCGCACGGCCGCCGACCCGAGCAACGGCCCACUCCGCGCGCACAACCCAGACGAAUCCUCAACCGGGCCAGCGUCGUCGGCCUAAGCGACGAGAAGCAGGGAGGGCGGCGGCGACAACACAGCAGGCUGGUGAACACCACCGAGCCCACCCAGACCCAACAUGGCGAUACCCAAAACACGGCACGAACAAGAACACCGAGACAAUGGACACUUUCCGGUUCGACCACAACAAGAGACAACACGUGUGACGAUUGCAUAGCACAUUGUAGAUAGCGCUGUAGAAUA
Molecule: messenger RNA, 2244 nt
Organism: Vanrija pseudolonga
Lineage: Eukaryota; Fungi; Basidiomycota; Tremellomycetes; Trichosporonales; Trichosporonaceae
Exons: 5
Coding region: 68-2044 (658 amino acids)
Source: RefSeq, a predicted model, not a curated record